Filobasidium floriforme is the source of this 972-nucleotide messenger RNA. RefSeq lists its product as uncharacterized. The transcript is spliced from 2 exons. The record is from RefSeq and is a predicted model, not a curated record. NCBI's taxonomy places the organism in Eukaryota, Fungi, Basidiomycota, Tremellomycetes, Filobasidiales, Filobasidiaceae. The coding region runs from base 1 to 972 and encodes 323 amino acids.
AUGACCAGCGCAACAGUCUACCCUGAUCUCUCCGAAAUAAUUCCGUCGACGACGUUCCAGAUAACCUUUUGCGAGGGCCAAAUCUCUGCGGAUAUACCACCCUGGCUGAGCGAUGCCCUAGGGUUGACCGAAUUCAGCUCUCUCGCCGAUUCGUCCGAUUCCGAGGUCGUACAAUCUGAUCUGUCGCCGAUGGAUCACAAGGACCAACAGGAUCGGAUACGAAAGGAGGAACAACAAGUGGAUAUGGCUUUGGCGGAUCACGAGGAAGCCCUUCACAACAUCCAAAGCUCCCUGAUUGUUGCGAUUCACAGUGAUUCUUCUAUACGAGGAGAGGUCUGCAGGGUAGGGUAUAUCAUUGGAGACGCCGGAACUCUUUAUAAGAUCCCAAGCCAGAGAGACACUCUGCGCUCGAAGGUGAUGGCGGAGGCGAGAAACCUAGCGAGCCUGAAGAGCUUCUUGUUUAAAGAGCAGCUUGCGCUUCGUGCGAGUGCUGAAGCCUUGAUCAAGCAGCACAACACUCCUCCGGCCGAGCAGUCUACCUCCCAGGAUCAAAGACUGAAAGAGCUAUUGGGAAAUCUCACCGAACUGGCCAUCGCUGUAGAAUCGAACUGGCGGAAAGCAUCAGAUAGGGAGCAGGCGCAGAAUGGCAAGGGUUUUUCACUGCUACCCUAUCCGGAGCCCCUGAUCUACCGCUUUGAGUAUUUCCUUUGUCACAACUUUCGAGUAGCAGUGGGAAAGCACCGGAGGAGCCAUGCCCCCAAGGGAAUCUACCCAAUUCUAGCCUGGAGGUGGCGGGUCACGGACUCCCCAUCGAGGAGACAAGAAGCAUUUGCGCAGGCGCGUAGUAUAGAACUAUCAGCUGAAAGCUUCGAACGUAGAUUUAUUCGAUUCGACUUGAAGGAACGCGGCCUCGAAGGAGCGAGAUCGUCGAAACCACGCCGAACUGAUUGCGGGUUGACGUCCGACUCUUGA